Messenger RNA from Penicillium paradoxum, 2511 nucleotides. RefSeq lists its product as uncharacterized. The record is from RefSeq and is a predicted model, not a curated record. Gene Ontology annotation, molecular function: DNA binding; zinc ion binding; DNA-binding transcription factor activity, RNA polymerase II-specific. Gene Ontology annotation, biological process: regulation of DNA-templated transcription; DNA-templated transcription. Bases 1 to 2511 code for a protein of 836 amino acids. The transcript has 2 exons. NCBI's taxonomy places the organism in Eukaryota, Fungi, Ascomycota, Eurotiomycetes, Eurotiales, Aspergillaceae.
AUGGAAUCCCACGGGGAUCAACCGUCUCCAGCCCCCGACCCAGCCGAGCUUGAGCUACCGAACGGCAAGCGACGAUGGCGCCGCAACCAAGUCGCCUGCGACUCAUGCCACACUCGCCGAGUCCGAUGCGACCGCGCUUUUCCCUGCUCGAGAUGUUUGCGCGGUGACAUCAAUUGCGAAUUUACGCGCGAGAAACGGAAACGAGGACGGAUUGCGAGACCGAAGGCUACGAAUACGAAUGCCAAUGCUACGAACGAGACACCGCGGGACGGUGCCGAGGGGCAACAGGCCAGCGGGGAGCUCAAACGAGGGCCACAGUUGCAGCAGGUGCUAUCACCAGUUGACAACAGCUCUCCUUCCUCAGGAUUUCAGCAGCAAUCGCCAGCAACAAAUGAGAUCAGCGCUCUAUCGGCGCCCAGUGUCGAUGACCGUCGCUCUGUGGGAGGUGGAUCACAUCCCCAACGGGCAGGGCCUGAGACGAACAUUACGGAAGAAUGGCUUUCAGCAGCACAUCUCUUGCCAGAUUCGUACGAACUGUUGGGAGGCAACGGUGGCAGCGACGGGCCUCUGCCACGGUUGAUGGACAUUUGGAAUCCAGUUGAUCUGGGCUCCCGACCGGCACAGCCUCCGCCGAUGAUGUCCACGCCGGGGAACAACGUCCCAAGGCAGAGACAGCCCUCGAUUUCUCGGGUGCCAUUGAAGUAUCCUGUCUUGAACCCUGUGAUGCCCUAUCUCGAGUCGAACCUCCCGCGUCGCCUGGUGUGCGAUCUGCUGGAGCUUUACUUUACCAGUGCUUUCUCGACCCAUAUGCACCCUGUAUGCCAUCUUAUCCAUUGCUAUGUCCUACGCAAGACUUCUUUCCUAAGCACCGACCGGCCCCGACCGACUAGCCCGGCUUUGCUGGCAAGUAUGCUCUGGGUGGCUGCUGUUGAUGACCGGGCGUUCUCGUUGUCCAUAUCACCAUUACAACGCCGGAAGAUAUGCCAAUUCCUCUGUGCAUUGAUUAUCCGCUUACUACGACCUUUGAUCCAUGUCUCAUUCCAGGACAAGAAUUCAUCGCCCGCAGAGCAAGCUACAACAGCUCAGGACUUUGCUACCGGUACAGCCCACCACCCUUUCGAGGGAGCAGGCGAUGAUAAAGGACUGGUUGGUCCUGCGGGCUCUUUGGACGAUGUAAUAACUUACAUUCAUGUUGCAUCUAUUAUCUCGUCAAGUGAGCAGAAGGCUGCUAGUAUGAGAUGGUGGCAUGCGGCUUUCACACUAGCCCGAGAACUUAAAUUAAAUCAGGAGAUGGAAAUUACACCCAAUCUCGACAGCCUGACCGACGGUUCAAGCCCGUCGGUCGGUUAUGGUCUGGGUGGGUGGCCCGGUUCCCCUGGCGGGCUGGGCUUCGACUACUCGAAUCCCUUGCGGUCGAGCUUGAAUUGCGUAUGUGACCAGAACCAUGACUUGCACAGCGGGCCCAUUACCGAAGAACACCGUGAGGAGCGGCGCCGAACUUGGUGGCUGUUGUACAUAAUGGACCGCCAUCUGGCAUUAUGUUACAACCGUCCCCUAGCUCUCCUGGAUGCAGAGAGUGAGGACCUGUUGCUUCCGCUGGAUGAAAGCUCAUGGCAGUCAGGUCUCAUUCACAGCAACAGCCCUCGCCCAGACGGUCCUCAAUGUCCACGGUCGGGGGACCAGAACAAGCGUCGCACCUUCCCCAACUUCAUUUGCCACGAUCAUUCCAUCCUUGGCUUCUUUCUACCACUCAUGACGAUCACGGGAGAGUUGAUCGACCUGAACCAGGCACGAAACCACCCUACGCUUGGUAUCCGGCUUCGGGGGAAAGAAGCAUGGGACGUUCAUGUGUCGGAAGUGCUGCGGCAGCUGGAAAUAUAUAAAGCCAGUCUCACCACCUUUGCGGCUGCGACGGCGGCAGAUCCAGAAGCCUCAUUAUCUAGCGCCUACUCCAACAAAUCAGCCCACUCUCUCGAUCCCCAUUUGUCCCAGGCCUAUUCCUGGCACACUCAAACCGUGAUUGCCUACUCAUCGUACCUCACCCACGUCCUUCACAUCCUGCUCGUUGGAAAAUGGGAUCCCGUCUCGCUGAUCGAAGACAAAGACUUCUGGACCUCUUCUCCAGCCUUUGCAUCGACCAUCUCCCACGCACUAGAAGCCGCCGAUUCGGUGCAACAAAUCCUCCGUUUCGACCCCGAUAUUAGUUUCAUGCCCUACUUCUUCGGUAUUCAGCUCCUUCAGGGCAGUUUUCUCCUUUUGCUUAUUGUAGAACGUCUGCAAAAAGAAGCCGGCGAAGGCAUCCUCAAUGCCUGCGAAACUAUGAUUCGAGCUACCGAAUCUUGCGUUGUUACCUUGAAUACAGAGUACCAGCGCAGUUUCCGGCAAGUGAUGCGAUCUGCCGUUGCCCAGGCUCGGGGUCGCCCGGUAAACCCGAGCGAGAUUCGGCACCGUCGGAAAGCGGUUCUUGCGCUUUAUCGGUGGACACGGAAGGGGACCGGCUUGGCCCUCUAA